Molecule: messenger RNA, 2709 nt
Organism: Aedes aegypti (yellow fever mosquito)
Lineage: Eukaryota; Metazoa; Arthropoda; Insecta; Diptera; Culicidae
Product: microprocessor complex subunit DGCR8
Exons: 5
Coding region: 232-2292 (686 amino acids)
Biological process (GO): primary miRNA processing
Cellular component (GO): microprocessor complex
Molecular function (GO): double-stranded RNA binding; primary miRNA binding; identical protein binding
Source: RefSeq, a predicted model, not a curated record
AAUCUUGCAGGAAAAAACCGAUGAUUCCAUCAGAAAUCAUUGCUAGAAGCAUCACAGCUUGUGCGUUUUUGCCUUCCGGAAUAGCGGCAAUAACACCAGGCUCUUGUUUCUACGUGAUAAACAGACAUCGGCCUAGGCAAAUGUUGGAACAGAAAGUUGCUGAAAAUUGCCAGCUUCAGUUCCAGGAACCAUUCCGGAAAGUAAGAGCAGUGUUUUAAAAGUGAAGUGAAAAUGGACAAUCCAGUUCCUCCUGCAGCGGAAUCGGAAGGAUGUUCACCGAAUCCAGCCCCUCCACUUCCGGAAGCAGUAUUUCCGGCGCCUCCACCAAUGCCUGAACUAGAAGGGAAGUGUCCAUCUUCCGGAGAGCGGAGGAAACCCACCAUGGAAGAAUGUCCGUAUGCCAAGCGAAGAAAACUGACGGCAUUCUUCGAUGACGACGACGAUUUGGAGGAGGAGGAUGACGAUGAGGACGAUCAAAUGGCGGGGCAGGAGAGAGACGGAACCCGGGAAGUGUCGGAACGGCACGAGGAAUUGAAUGACCAGCUGAGACAGUUUCAGGUGUUGGAUGAAGUGCAGGGCGACAACUCCGAGGACGAGAAUGAUGAAGAUCAAUUCGACGGCGAUGGUGCGGAAAACAGCUCGGAAGGCUCUGGAGUUGACAUUGAAGAGCUGGAUAACUUGCUUGAGGAAAAUCUACCGGAAGGCAUGAAAUCGAGCGGUCCCAAAGCCAAAGCCUAUGAAGAACGAUUCAAAGAGGUGCUGGAAGAGAAAGGCCGAAACCAUUUCGAGGUUCUUCCGGAAGGCUGGGUUCAAGCGACGCACGUUAGUGGCAUGCCUUUGUUUUUGCACACCGCUAGUAGAGUUUGUACUGCAUCAAGACCGUACUUUUUGGGCCCAGGGAGUGUGAGGAAACAUGAAAUUCCUUUAAGUGCCAUACCAUGCUUGAAUUACAGAAAAGCUUUGGAAAAAGAAGACGAGCUUCGCAAAGAAAUUGAAGCAAACGCUGCAGCAGCCGAAGAGGCUCAAAAUAAUGCCAAUUCCAACGACAAAGAGAACCAAGAGACAGAAAAGCAGAUGCAUAAUCCUCAGCUGAGCAAAAUGAUUGCCAGUACGACAACGUUGGCCGAGGCCCAAGCCAAUGCAAAGAUGCUUCCCUUAAAAGUAACUGCCCGAAUCGAGACUGUAAAUGAAAACCUAAAAGCCCAGUCGCUAACGGCCGAUGUGUUCCAAGAGUACUGUAAAAAGCUGUUCAAAUUUAAAACCAUUCGUGUGAUGCGCUUUAAAUCGUGGGCUGCACGACGGAAGCUAACCAAGCACCGUAAACACAUGAAGAAUUUGCAGAGGCCUACGCUUCCCGAUGGGACCAAAUUGAUCACCUUCCCUGUGCUUCAUACCGAAGUCGAAAAAGGCACCACUCAUGUUCGGCCCAAAAAGGAAUGGAUCAUGAACCCGAAUGGAAAAAGCUAUGUCUGUAUUCUCCACGAGUACGUUCAGCAUGCUCUCCGGAAGCAGCCGAGCUACGAAUUCAAAGAACUUGAGAAUGCGGCCACGCCCUACUCGGCAACGGUUUCCAUCAACGAACUCAAGUACGGAACGGGGUAUGGUACGAGCAAAAAGCAGGCCAAAAGCGAAGCAGCCCGCGAAACGCUUGAAAUUCUAAUACCCGACAUGAAGGACAAAAUCACGAGCAAGGACGCCAAAAAGGACCAAAACGGAGCUGCCGAACAGCAACCGGAGGCUCGGAACCUGUCCGUAUUCGACGAGAUCAAAAUCGAAGAUCCCAGGGUGGCGGAAUUCUGCGCCAAGACGACUGAACCCUCGCCGCAUGCCAUUCUGCAAACGUGCCUGCAGAGGAAUUUUGGCCUCGGGGACGUUCAGAUCCAGUACGACGUGAAGGCGGGCAAGCACCGGAAGAACGAGUUUACGAUGACGGUUGGAAAGCACACGGCCACGGUGGUUUGCAAAAACAAACGCGAUGGCAAACAGCGAGCGUCGCAGGCUAUUUUACAGAUCCUACAUCCGCACAUCAAAACGUGGGGCUCGCUGCUUCGACUUUACGGCAACCAUUCGAUCAAGUCCUACAAGGAAAAGAAACAGGAGGAACAGGAAAUCACCGUUCUGCAGAGCAAGGCGGCCAUCAACCAACCAAACUAUGCCAUCCUACACAAGCUCAAGCUGGAAAUGUCCAAACUGGAGGAGCGGCAGAAAAAUGUUCGCGUCAUCGGAACUUUCGUCCCGGAUGUGGAUCUACCGUUGGCAUCCGGAUCCAAUCUGAAGAAUGUAGACUUGUAGGACGAGUGAACCAAAAGUAUUUCCGCACCUACAGAUUUUUUUUUCGAAUGGUUUUUGUACAUUAUGAUUUUUCAAAAUUUUAUAUUCGACUGAUCUUAGGUUUUAUCUGAGUUUCAUUGUUGGAAAUUGAUUCGACAAGCCCAUGAUGGUGGUUCUUUCAGUCUAGAUCGAAACGAAAUAAAGUGUCGUAUUAUGCAAAUCCGUUUUGAGUUUUCAUUAUUGUAGUAAUUGUCACGUUUAUCCAGUGUUACUUACAAUUUGAUGUCUUACAAAAUAGUAGCUGACGGCGUGAAUCGUACAAAACUAAUUACUGUUUUUUUUGCUAUCAAUUGUGAGAGUUUUUAUUAGCGCAUGAUUUUUCUUAUGGUGAACAUAAUUAUCUACCGUCAAACGGGGUGACUUGCAACACUUUUCAAC